AUGCACUUUAGACAGUGACCACAAUGUCAAGCAGACACGAUGGAAGAAGGCGCGAGCGUAGCUGGGAAAGAGAUGACAGGGAUCGUGAACGGGGUAAGGAUCGCCAUCCACGAGGCAACAGAGCUGGAGGUCAAAGGGAUGGUGGUCGUAAACGAGGCAGUAGGUCCCGUAGUCCAAGGAGGGACAGGAGAGAUCACGACAGGGAUUACAGAGAUCGAGACUAUAAAAGCUCGCGAAGAGAAGACCACGACCGAGACAGCCGCCGAGACGAUAGACGGCCUGAAAGACGUGAUGAAAGGCGCGAGCCUCCGACUCGAGACAAGGAGCCAAGACACAAGGACCCCCAAAAUCAGCGCGACCAUCGACAACAAGUUGGCAGGCAUGAUUCUGAGAGGGUUUUAGAAAAGCCUUCACAAGCUAGAACUCCACCACCAGUCCCAUCUGCUGAUGCUGGUCCCUCCUCUUCUCAAAAGAGACCGAACCUUGAUCCAGAUGCCCUAUCUGAAGAAGAAGGGGAGGCCAUGGAUGCCGCCAACGCCGAUGAAGAGGCUAUGAUGGCUGCAAUGGGACUCCAAGGUUUUGGCACCACGAAGGGAAAGCACGUCGAGGGAAAUCAAGAAGGCUUUGUCGAUAUCAAGAAGACCAGGACAUGGCGUCAGUACAUGAAUCGCCGUGGAGGCUUCAACCGGCCACUAGAUAAAGUCAAGUGAGUAGCUCAGCUCCAGCCCGCCUCAAGAUAAUUUGCAUUUCCUCCCUUGUGAGAGACAGCUUUACUUCGAUGCAGUAUGUUCUCAGAUAUUGCUUCAUCUUUCCUG
Messenger RNA from Suillus fuscotomentosus, 815 nucleotides. RefSeq lists its product as uncharacterized. Gene Ontology annotation, cellular component: precatalytic spliceosome. Gene Ontology annotation, biological process: RNA splicing. NCBI's taxonomy places the organism in Eukaryota, Fungi, Basidiomycota, Agaricomycetes, Boletales, Suillaceae. The coding region runs from base 24 to 710 and encodes 228 amino acids. The transcript has 5 exons. The record is from RefSeq and is a predicted model, not a curated record.